This is a messenger RNA of Porites evermanni, 336 nucleotides long. The record is from the annotation of a GenBank genome assembly. Lineage: Eukaryota; Metazoa; Cnidaria; Anthozoa; Scleractinia; Poritidae.
AUGAGUAACGAAAGGGAGCAUGGACCUGGUCCUGGUGAUACACCUGAAAAGCCGGGAAAUAAAAUGCCCAAAAAACCCCAAGGUCCAGGUACUUGUGACCAGCCUAAACAGAACAUAAGGAAAACACUGUUUGGGAGAGGCAACCCAACUGUGACUACUAAAGGAAAAGAAAAGCCAAAAGAGUGGUGUUCUGAGGAGAUACAGGCUCUCAUACAGUACAUUGGUUUAUACUGGGAUGGUGCUGCAUCAAAUGGGUGGCCCAAUACCAAAGAUGGGCAGUUUUGGGAAUGCUGUGCAAAUGCCAUUGCAGAAACAUCUAAUUUGCCUAAACGUUCA